AUUGUUCAUCUCAGAACUCCAAAGGAAACAACAGUGGAAAAAAUCAUGGAGUCCUGCAUCAAAAUGAUGGGAAUGACAGAUGAUAAGAGUUUAUUCACACUCAAAGAAAAAAAAGAUUCACCGGAGAAACUUUCUCCAGAUCAGCAAAUUGGGUCUUUUCUGACAUCAGAGAACCGACAGCUGGAGCUGCAUCUGUGUAAAAUGGACAAAUCGACGAGUUCUGCCUCUCAAAAAAGUUCCAGUGAAAAUGGAUCCACUAAUAAAAACAUGCAGGGAAACCACGCUGCAAAAGAAGAACGGAUUAAAGAACUAAACCAGCAAGUGGAAUCGCUCCAAAACGUGAUCCUUCAGGUCCAGGAGCUGCACCACAGCCUGGUAGCGUUUUGUUCAGAGCUGAAGAACAUGGAAGCAGAUGUGAACGUGGACGGGCUCGGUUCUGCUCAGCUGAAGCAGAAGCUGGAGGUGGUUAUCAGCCAACUGAACGACAAGAAGCAGAGCAUGCAGGCCCUCAGAGACAACAACUCUGCUCAGAAUAAAAAGUAGGUGGACCGUUCUCUUCUCCUCACUUCUCCACUCACAUGUGUCAUUGUUGUAACUCUAAAAAUCAACUAAAUCUAUAUAAGACUCGACAUCAAAAUCUGGAGAUCAAAACAAACCUCAGAAUUUAUCCAACAGCUGAGCCUGAGAUUCUGCAAAAUGUCCUUUUAUGGUGUUUCGUCAUCUCUACUGCCCCUAUUUCUGCACUUUCUUACUAGCAGGCUGCUUAAAGCUUGAAGUGCUUCUAAAUGAUCCUUGAUUUGUUUUCAGCUGACUUACUUUUAACCCGCAGUCGUCCCGGAUUGAAGAGUCAGAUUGUUUUUGCGAUUCAUCUUUCUCACUGCGCAUUUGAGAGAAAAUGUCACCCCCACCACCUACACUACACAAAAAACUCAACAAAAUCUGUACGCACAUAUAACCUGGUAAAAAAAUAAUUUUGGGCAUAAUUUAAAAAAAAAAAAAUUGAAAAAAAGCUUAAUCCUAUAACGAAAUCAAAACACACAUGCCAAAAAUAACCAAAUAACCAACAGAAGUUUUUCAAUUAUUAUGGGAUGCGAAAACUUUUGUUCAAGCAAUUGUCACGAAAUUUCACACACCAGCUUGAGUCUGCAACAAUUGUUGGCUCAAGCUGAACAAAAUGAUAUGACAUAUGAUAUAAACAUAUUAAGGAUGUGGGCGUGGUUAUAAAAAAAACUCAGUUGCUAAGGAAGUCCAAAAGUUU
Oryzias melastigma (Indian medaka) is the source of this 1258-nucleotide messenger RNA. RefSeq lists its product as uncharacterized. The transcript has 4 exons. Lineage: Eukaryota; Metazoa; Chordata; Actinopteri; Beloniformes; Adrianichthyidae. The record is from RefSeq and is a predicted model, not a curated record. The coding region runs from base 46 to 543 and encodes 165 amino acids.